CCACAGUACCACGUCCGCAGCGAAGUAAAGUUGAAACCCCGUACCAUGCCUCAGUAAGGAGAUGUCCGCCAAAGUAGCUCCACCGUGAAAACCUCCCAACCACAGUGACGCCAGGUAACUCUAGGUCUUUUCCUCCACAUCAUCAACGACCGACUGCCGCCGUCAAAUGCAGCCCCGGCUUCUCUCUAAAUCCGGACCCGACGCCGCCAAAAGUGGCGGGCAUCUAGUUCUGUUGCUACAAUCUGUCCCUCGGCGAAAAGGCCCUGCGCCAUAAUGACCGUUCCGGCGGCUUUUGUCUCGACGUGGUCGUUGCCAUCAUCUCGUUCGGUUCGCGCGAACGGUCGAGGCAAGAAGUGCAUCUCCUUCACGUUUCUUGCGUCGUGUGCCUCGACAGGAGACAGAUUGAUUGAGAUGUGGCCUCUCUGACAGGUCUGCGAUCUGUAGUUUCUUGUUCUUGUGGCGCCUCUUUUCUCCGUUUGAAUAGAAAAAUUCUCCGGAAGAAAAGACCGUGGGUUUUAAUUCAAUGUUCUGUUACUUGUUCGGUAAAGCUAUCGGCCGGUGAUUUCUCCGAGAAAUACAUUCUAUCCUAAAACUGACUUUUGAACUUCAUUGUGCUACGCUUGACGGGACAUGAACCUUCAGAAAUCUGUAAUAUGAUAGUUUUUGUGGCCCGUAAUCGUCACUUCAUACAUGCUCUCCGGCGCCGCAUCAUGCAUUUUUGCGGUUCCGGAGGAAAAUUGUGUCCUCUCUAAAACUAUCGACAAGAGUUCGGGAACGUAAGCGAAUUCUUAGGACAUUCCACGCGCGGUUUCUUUCGCCUGAGACAUCGACGAGCACACGAACAAUUGCCUUUUGAAGCUCGCAUCUCAUAGGGCCUGUGAUCUGAUCAGCGAGACGUGUUCCAGAUAGCUACCUCGACUCAUUAGGGCAUGUUUCCAACAAAGUCCAACAAAGUCCAACAAAGUCAUCGGAAGUAGAGUCUCGUUCUAAACGAAUGCCUGACGUUGCCAGAGAGGGCAUAUCUCUAACCUAUAAAUUCGACCCUUAUCGAGGAAACUUGCCAAGAAACCAGGUAACCACGAGUUAGACGAUCACAUCGAUGGAGGCGUCUUCCUUCGUCGUGCAGACAGUGAAGUCUUGUAUCAUUCGUUGGGAAAGAGAAUGACAUGAAGUCUCGGAAGCCACGAAUGUCCUUGUGAUCAUGCUGUCUGUGAAGAUUACUUGCAUGCAGUGGAAGGAGAAGGUAAAAGAACGAGGCCAUUUAUUGUGUUGACCAGGCUGGACAGACUGAACGCUCAGGGCUCUCUCAGUCAUUCAUUCAAACCUUCACGUAUUUCUACCUACUACUCCUGUACAUGUUGUCCCCUCGUCACUUCAGUCUUCCAUCAUUUGGACGAUGUAAUAAUGGCCAUUCUCUGCUGAUAAUGACUCUGAUGACGACUUGAGCAUUUUUUAUAAAGCAUGUCUCAGUCGUGGCAUUAUUUACUCUUCCUUACGAGACGUACCCAAUUAUCUCCCUCGUACCCCACGUCAUGGAAUUGUUACUUUGUCCGCUAGAGUCUUCGUCAUUUAUCGAAGGUUCACUGAUAAAGUCCAAUGUCCAUUGAGCGUCUCCAGUAUUUCAUGGGGAUUUGCCUCGUCUUCUCUACACUCCUCCUCUGGACAAGGUUCAAUUAUCGUUUUCAGGUCGAUGCCAUCCGACACCUGGGAGGGGUACGAGGUAGCAAACCCUCAAACUCAGGGGAUGACAGAGAUCUCUCUGAGCUCGUUGGGGACACGAGGGAGUAAAUCUCUGUUUUGCCCCGGCCCUCGAGUUUGAGGUCGUUCUAAUGAAAUUCCUGUUACAUCAUGCAGCGCUAGAUCACUUGUGGAGGAACAUUACAGCGUCUCACUAGUGUAGCUCCAACUUCACAAGACCACGGCCACAGCCCUGACAUGCGUGACGUCUAGCGCGUGAAUGGUCGUGAACCAGGUCAAAUCUUGUUCCAACGAUCUCUGUGCGCAGGUGAUACGCAACCCAGGAGCCCGUAUCGCCCACACAUCCGUAACGCCUUGGGGACAGAUUGCUGCACAAUAUUUUGUCACUUCAGAUAGUCCUUGUGUCAGUGUCAGAUUGCACAUUAGAAUUCCAGUACUCGAUCGUCUCGUCAUAUAUGAAUGGGCACAGUGAAUGCGUUCUAUGAGAAUACUGUAUUUAUAAGCUGGAAAUUCAAGCAAGCACAGUCGUUGACCAUCGUCAUUAAGCUGAAAGUGCGGAAUUGUAGCAAUAUGUGGCGUCGACAAUCGGUGAGAGCGGUUCUAGAUAUCCGAAAAGUUCUGAGAACUUACAGGCUACGAGCAUCCGAAGAUUGUAGGGAGGAAUUGUGUAGGACUACAGUGCGCACGUCAAUGUGAGAGGGGGCUCGGGAAUGUCCAGUGACAGCGUGGUUUUGAGGGAACUGAAGAGAUUUCAGGCUUGGCAACACUUUCUCUCAAGAAUGUUACCGCAAUACGACAUUGUCAUGCAAAAUAUCAAUGGGGAUCUCAUAAACUUCUGUUAAAGGCUUCAACUUGGGUGUAUCGAAGCGGCAAACUCCAGCACCAAUGUAGAGUACUCUGAACUAGAAAAGAUUUCGAAUUCUGGUAUACAAUCGCGUUCACAAGAUGAGGCUCAUUCUGUCCAAUAUUGAAGCCGGGCUAGCCCACGAACCAGCUCGGCGCCAGAAUGAGAUGAUAUCAGGACCUUGAACAACGGCAGCAACGCGGGUAACCAUGAGAAUAAGUCAGAUAAGCUGGUAACACGUUUCACACCUAGGAGAUAGAGACGGCAAAUGUGGAGAUAUUUGCCGAUUAUUGCAGGGCAGGAUAACCAUUACUUUCCGUUAGCUGGUCCAACGAGCACGCCAUGCUGCACUCCUGAGUACAAAAGCAGCUUAGUACGAACGACCCAAUACUCUGGUCAGGAUUCUCGACAACUACCUGCAUCUGUGAAAUUGCUUUUGAUAGCGUCAACCCGCCGUUCAAGUGAAGCAUAUGAUUCAAGGCUCAGUGAAUGUGUUCCUCGAUGAAAAUUGGAUUGGAACUUCAGCGAAGUGAAUGAGCAGGUCCUUGAUGUUACUUUCUAUUGGAUGGAUUUGUGAGCCGCAUUCGAUGGGAAACGGGUGGAAACCUGACUGCAGUGCAGAAGCAUCACUCAAAAAGACGAUGGACAGCUUCUGACUGUGGCAUUUCAAGAAUAGAGAUUAGUGAUCGUAGAUUGAUUUAGCGAACAUCGUUGUCAUGGCCUCUUCAGAAGGAGAUACGAGUUUAAGUUUCAGCGAGGAGGACACAGGAGAUUCACCAAAGCAUCCAACUCCUGUACAGCGGUCUGGAGAGGCUGAUUCCGAAAAGUCAACAAUGGAAAAAGGUGGUAGCCCCCACGCACAAGAAACGUCCUCCGAUGCCGUUUCGUUGGCAGACGAGUUCUUAGGCCAAUCCGAUUUUGCAGAAUUUUUAAGAGAAAGUGGUUCUCCACCUCGAAGUCAUGCUGGAGACCAAAGUGAAGACAGUCUUCCAGGAUACCUUCGGGGGAGUGGUUCUCCAGCUGGAAGCGAUCCAAGAGAACGGGUGAAAGCUAUUGCUACCAUGUCAGGUGCUAAAUUGGAGCAAAUUGAGGUUUCUUCGGUAGGGGAUGGGGACAGUUCUCUGCAAGACGCUUAUUAUCAACAUCCUGAGGAGUCACUGGAUAGAAUCGCAGGCGAAGACGACUUUGCAAGGUUCUUGAGGACAGGCAUUGGAGAACAGACUGAGAGCGACUUUUCAAUAUUUUUGAAACAAGGAGGAGGUUACAAUCUUGGUCCUUCCGAAUCUGCUUCUCUUGAAGCCGAGUCCGAACAGUAUCCUUCUAGAGAUGAAGGUCUGCAGUCAACACGACAAGAAGUGUAUCGGGAGUCACCUGACGACUACGAUUGGAGUGGUAAUGCAGAAGCCAAGGAUGACGAAUCUGAGAAAAGCGAUGAGAAGGAAAAGGCCGUCAAGGAGCUCUUACUUCUCAAAGCCAUCAACUCAAAAUACUUACCAGCUUUUGCCAAUGAAGAAAACAUCAUACUCCAUGACACGGUUCUUGAAGCUGAAAUUGCUCUCAAGAGAGCAGAGAAGGGAACCAGGAAGCCGUGGAAGAGCAAGAUGACAGGGCAGCUAUCAUGGAAGAACAUAUGAAGCGAGUCCAACAAGAAAUUGUUUUCUCACAAUCAAGACAUGAAGCAAAGAGAAGGGAAAUUGCCACGGAAGAGCAUCUCUUCAAAAUGUCAAGUUUCGAGACAGGUCGUCUGAAGGCAGAAAUGGUCAAGAUGGCGAAAGAAGCAGAAGAAAUCGCAAAUCGACUUCGCCAGUUUCGAACCUCAAUAUUCCAAGCUAAUGAAAAGAUGGACCAGUUUCGACUGCUCAUGCACUGGAACCAGGAAGAACUGGAACAAUGGGCUCAAGCUGCAAAGCAGAAGGAUGAAGACAAUAUUGCCAUGGAGAAGUAUACUAAGAGUGAUGAUGUUCGUAUUUAUGAGCUUCAACAAGAAGAGGUGAAGGCAGCCACAGAAUUGAGUAACUUGCAACAGGCACUUGAUGCAGAAGUGACCGAAACUCAGUCGUACCAAAUUCAACUUGACAAAACUGCAAUUCUCUUCAGGGAGCUACAUUUGCAAAGACAGAAAGUAAUAAGGAUGUGGGAAACUACGGUUGAGGCUAUUCAUGCACGAGAUGAAUCGAUUCAUCAGGUUGCUGAAGAGUUUGCAGAAAACAAGCUUCGAGUUCAAAGGAAGAAGCAUCAGCUCGAUGCUUUACAAAAGGCGCUUUUCAAAGAAAUGGACACAAAUAAAGAUCUAGAACGAAUGAUCCUCGAUGCAGAACACGAGGUUGUGAAAGAAAGGACUCUUUGCUAUAAAGAGAUCGACAGCUCAAAGGGCGCAGAGGAAAUGAACGAGUUGAUGAAGAUGAACCAUCUGCGUGCACAGGCAGAGCUAGCGGUGCAAAUUGCGAUGAAAAAACACGCUGAAGAGGAUGUAGAGGUGAAGAAAAAGAAGGUAGUUAUUGCAAAAGAGAGACACGAACGUGCUUUAAAGAAGGUGGAAGAAGAGAAUGAUCACUUGGAUACACUUGAGAAGCGAUCACAAGAGCUCGGUAAGUUGUUGACAAGGGAAGAAAACAAAGUCAAGGAAGCCAAGAGGGAAGUUGCUGACCUUCAGGACCAGCUUUUCAAAUCAACAGAAGAGCUACACGCUCUUAGAGAAGCAGAGAAGGAAACAUUGCACGAAAUCACCGGUGGAAAAUCGCAGAUCAAGCAUUUGAGUCACAACAUUACGCAUCUAGAACUCAACAUGACCCGCCAAGAAGAAGUUCUUUACACACUUGAGUUUCAAAUACAGUCGCUUGAGAGAAAGGUAGCACGGGCAAGUGGAGAAAGAAGCGAUCUAGAGGAGCAAGAAACCACCAAAAAAAUUAAAGAUCUUGAGAAGGAGCUUGAUGACAAGAAACAUGAAGAAGCUCUUGUGGACUCUCAGUUGAAGCGGACUAAAGAGGAACUCAGGGCCACAGUGAGGAAAAAUGAAGAGGCAAAGAAAAAGCUCGCUGAUAUCACGCAAAAGAAUUCCGAACUGUCACUUGAAUGUGAUACAGGGCUUAUAGAGGUCAAGGCUUCGCAAAGGGAUAAGGAAGAAAAGAUGCUCGAUCACGACUUGUUACAAAUGGAAGUCAACAGGUUAUCGGAUAUUCUCAACAUGAAAGCCGAGGGUGUGCUCACGAUGGAGAGCAUCAAACAGAAGCUGAUAUUUUGCAUGGAGGAUCAUAAACGAGAGAUCAAUGCACGUAGAGAGAAGACUAAAGCUCAGUUGAAGAUCAUCCAUGAUGAACUUCACAAUCUGAUGAUGCAGAGGAAAAAACUGAUUCUUCAGAUAGAUAAGCUCCAGAAGAAAUAUCAGACUCUGAUCUCGCGGGUAAAGAUGGAAGAUGGUACCGUGCGCUCAGCAAAUUAUUACGUCAUUAAAGCUGCGCAAGAUCGGCAGAUGCUUGAGAAUGAGGUUCCAAAGCUGGAGGAAGAAGUCCAAAAGGUUAAACAGGAUGUACGACUACUAGAAAAGGCAACUGAUGAGAUCAAGGAAUCAAACAACGCUCUGCGUUGCAGCCUGAAUACUCCUAGAAGCAUCGAGUUGGCCUAUGAGCAAAAGAUCCUGAAGCAAGCAUACCAACAGGCUAAAGAACGAACUCGUUUCAAGCAAAGAGAAGAAGCAGCACUGCUCGAAGAACUUCACGAGGCUGAGCGAUCGUUGGAAAACUCCGAGAAAGAACGCAUAACAGUGGAUGAAACUAUACGCGAGCUAGAGAAGAAAGUAGAAACAGCUAGGAAAGAGGCUGCCGACCAGGCUGCGAAGUUUAAGCGGGCAACUACGCAGCUCCAGAAACUUGCUAGAGAUGUCAGGGACAGGUUUGACGGUUCUGAGCUCAUCAGGAUCGAGCAAGAAAUGCAGCUCGUGGAGGCGAGAGAGACCGUGAAGGACGUGCUGUACAAACUGAAGGCGAUGGCCGUGGAGAACGCGGACGCUGCGGAGGUGAUCGAGGCCAAGGUCAGAGACGCAGGUCUGAAGCUGCCGACGGGAGUGUGCAGUGCGAGGUCCAGCAGAUCGAGCUCCAGCUCCGGCUCCAGCUCCGCCAGCAGCAGCAGCCGCUCUUCCCAACGAGGACCUCCUUCCGCCAAGAGACCUUUGGCACAAAGCAUUCUUACCAUGGAUCUCGGCUUAGAUGAUCUAUGAUACAUAUUAAAUUUAAGUAAAUCUCCCAAUUGACAUCAAGGGGCGGUGGCGCAGUUGGUUAGCGCGUCGGUCUCAUAGCUCACCGAGAAAUCCGGAGGUCGAGAGUUCGAGCCUCUCUCGCCCCACCUUUUGUUCUCACCGGCAAAUUGCCGUCGUUGUCUAGAGUUUCCCCACUGCAAGAUCUCUCUGCGAACCUCGAUAGAGCCUGCCUGAAUGAACGGAUUUCAGAAGAUUUUAACUUGUGUUUCGUGCUGUCAACUGGAAAAUAUUCUAGAGGAACUUUUGAUGAGUAUUUCUUGCAGUAUCCUCUUUUGAACCCUGGAUGUUUAAAACUAUAUGCCUGGAAAACGGUGAUUUUAGGCAUAUAUAUUCCUAAGGGCUCGUAGACUCUGAAUACAUGACCUGACCACCUUAGAAGA
Marchantia polymorpha subsp. ruderalis is the source of this 7174-nucleotide messenger RNA. Lineage: Eukaryota; Viridiplantae; Streptophyta; Marchantiopsida; Marchantiales; Marchantiaceae. The record is from the annotation of a GenBank genome assembly.